This is a messenger RNA of Trichosurus vulpecula (common brushtail), 1419 nucleotides long. It is a transcript of the gene IER5, whose product is annotated as immediate early response 5. The transcript has 2 exons. The record is from RefSeq and is a predicted model, not a curated record. Bases 213 to 1124 code for a protein of 303 amino acids. Lineage: Eukaryota; Metazoa; Chordata; Mammalia; Diprotodontia; Phalangeridae.
GACCGGUUGCUAAGCUGCUGUGUUGUCUGUCGUGGCCGUGAGAAAGGGGGUCAGAGCUCGCGUCGCCGUAGUCCCGGUUGUUUGUUCAGUCGCUCUGGGCCGAGGGAGGAGCUCACGCGUCUCCGCCUCCGGCCCCACACCCUCCCCGGUGACGGGACCGAAGGGUAGCCCCCCGUGAGUCAGACGCCUUAGAGCCGCGGGAGCGAGGGAGGAUGGAGUUCAAGCUGGAGGCUCACCGUAUCGUCAGCAUCUCCCUGGGCAAGAUCUACAACUCGAGGGUUCAGCGCGGCGGCAUCAAACUGCACAAGAACCUGCUGGUGUCCUUGGUGCUCCGCAGCGCCCGCCAGGUCUACCUGAGCGACCCCUGCCUGGGCGGCCCCGGGGCGGGGGGACCCCCGCAGCCCACGCCGGCGCAGCCGCUUCCCGGGGAGCCGGCCCCGGGCUGGGGAGAGCCGCUCCCGACGGACAGCGGCAUGGAGCAGGACCCGGAGCCCGUCGGCGCCGCGCCCGAGCCGCCCGCCGUGCCCCCGGGGCUCGGGAAGCGCCCGCCGGAGGGGUCGCCGCCCGCGAGAGCCGAGGCGGGGCCCGAAGCCCCGAGGCGCCGCGUGGAGGCGGCGCAGACGGAGAGAGGUGGCGGCGGGGGGGAAGGCGCCCCGGAGGGGCCGCCGCGGGCGCGGCACUGCUGCUGCCGCCGCCUCUGCUGCUCCCCGCACGGCGCCCCGCGGGCCGACUGCGGCUGCCGCCCGCGUCCGGACGAGGGGGCCCCGCCGCCGCCGCCCAUCUGCCCCCGGAAAAGGAGCGCCUCGGGGGCAGGGGGCGGCCCCGCGGGGUGCCUGGCUUCGGGCGGCUCCCCGGUGAAGAAACCCCGCAGGGACUCGGAGGAGCAGCCGGGCGACGAGGAGGAGAUGGAGACCGGUAACGUGGCCAACCUCAUCACCAUCUUCGGGUCCAGCUUCUCCGGACUCUUGCGCAAAAGCCCCGGGGGCGGCCGCGAGGACGAGGACGGCGAGGAGGAGGAGGAGCCGCAGCGCGGUGCGGAAGCGGCGGAACCCGGGCCCAUGUACUGCGAUAAGCCGGUGUUAAGAAACCUCAACCCCUGGAGCACCGCCAUCGUGGCCUUCUGAUCGCCCGGGGCCCGGGCGGGGGAGGGGCGCCCGAGGAGGAGACUGGCGCGGCACCGCCCCGCCCCCGCCGGGCCCCGCCCCCGGCCCGUUGCCCCCCCUCCCGGAGCCGGCUGGGCAGCGGGACCUGCCCGGGGGCGAGCCGCGAGCGGGACUCUGCCACCCCCGUCGGCCCCGGCGCGCGGGGGGUCUUGUGUUAUAAAGCUGUUUUUUGUAAGUUUAUUGUUGAAAUGUUGAGCCAUUUGAUGGUACUGAGGACUUUGGUGGUGAGAAAUUUCUUUUUUGAGUCUUCAGUAAC